Lodderomyces oxycetoniae is the source of this 885-nucleotide messenger RNA. RefSeq names its product Moh1p (gene MOH1). The coding region runs from base 1 to 885 and encodes 294 amino acids. The transcript has a single exon. The record is from RefSeq and is a predicted model, not a curated record. NCBI's taxonomy places the organism in Eukaryota, Fungi, Ascomycota, Pichiomycetes, Serinales, Debaryomycetaceae.
AUGGGGUUAAAGUGUACUGAUUACUUUGAGAACUCAAAGUACGACUCCCCAGAUAUUCAAAUUAUAACAUGUAGAGGAUGCUCAAGCCAUUUGUGCUUAUCGGAUUUGAUAUUGUCUGACAAUUUCAACGGUUCUUCUGGUCCCGCUUAUCUAGUAGACUUCCUCAUUAAUAUCAUAAUCAGCCCAGUAACUGAAGAUACUCAGAUGAAGACUGGGUUAUACAAGAUUAACAAAAUCAAAUGCCACCAAUGUUUAAACAAUUUAGGCUGGUUUUAUAAGAAAUCAUAUUCAUACUCGGAAACUUACAAAGAGGGCAAAUUUGUUAUUGAAAAGAGUUUUAUCAGAUUUAGUGAUAAUCUAUCAACUACUCAAAUACUCAAGGAAAAAGCCAUGCAAAGUAGAUAUAGAAGAUUUAGCAAUAGCAAUAGCAGCAGUAGCAGCAGUACCACAACUAGUAACAGCAACAGCAACAACAACAAUAAUAAUAAUCAAUACGGAUCUGCUUUGACAAUUGGAAAAGAAGCCGCUGGUGAUUCAUUAAUGGUAGUCGAUGGAGAAAUUAUUGAUGGGCUUAAUGAAGAUCAAGAAAAGAAUGCUGCUCUAUCUACACUUUCAAAAAUGUAUAAAAAGACGAGAAGAACUUCUUCCUCCUCGUCUUCAUCUGGUUCGUUUGGUGAGGCAAUUAAUGGCAAUUUACUAAAUAGAUUGAGGUUUCCUAAUAGGAAUUCAGAAACUGAAACCUUUGGCAACGCUGCAAAUGCGUCUAUCGCCGCCACCACUGCUGCUUCUACUACUGCUGGUGUUGGUGUAGGUACUGGUACACUUGAAAGCAAUCAAAUUAUCUAUGAGGAUACAGGCAAUAGCAAUGUGUUUAUCGACACGUGA